Molecule: messenger RNA, 591 nt
Organism: Bombus pyrosoma
Lineage: Eukaryota; Metazoa; Arthropoda; Insecta; Hymenoptera; Apidae
Exons: 2
Coding region: 296-517 (73 amino acids)
Source: RefSeq, a predicted model, not a curated record
UUUCGCGCCGGUGUCUCGCGGCCAGUCUCGGUAGAGACAGAGACAGAGUGAAGUUGUCAAACGAAAGAAUGGAGAAAGUAAAGUUUUAACGUUUCGCGCGAUUCGAUUUGAACGGACGCAUGGAAAGUCGUGUUAUGCCAUCCUUAACCUCACACGUGAGAUCAUUGGAAGGACUAUUACUGAACGAGAUUGUCGUUAACGAUCGUGCGAUUGAUACGUUAAUAGUAAAAGCGAGAUAAAAGAGCGGGAAAAUCGAAGAGAGUGUAAUAAUCGCGGCAGACUGUCGUGACGAGAAAUGACCGUGCAAGAGUUCAAACCUCGUGGCAGUGCGGCCGAAGAACAACAGCCGUCCGGUGAUAUUCUGUCACCGUCUAGCGAGCCACUGGACAACGACAAGGAGCAAUCGGCCCAGGUCUGUUAUCGUGGUGCGCCCCAGGAUAGUGAAAAUCUAUUGGGACGAGUUUUAGCCGAUUCUACAAGGAAACGGAUAUGGCAACGUUAUCGUUAUACGAUGUAAACCAUGCAACAGGCAAGUCAGAGGUGACAGCAUUUUCCAAACUACAUACUGUUCUACUAUUGGCAAUAUUCCAC